Messenger RNA from Culicoides brevitarsis, 1776 nucleotides. Its product is annotated as 4-pyridoxate dehydrogenase-like. NCBI's taxonomy places the organism in Eukaryota, Metazoa, Arthropoda, Insecta, Diptera, Ceratopogonidae. The record is from RefSeq and is a predicted model, not a curated record. The coding region runs from base 1 to 1776 and encodes 591 amino acids. Gene Ontology annotation, molecular function: oxidoreductase activity, acting on CH-OH group of donors; flavin adenine dinucleotide binding. The transcript has 3 exons.
AUGCAAAUAAUUCGAAAAUUUCUUAAAUUAUUUGCUAUAUUGUUUUUGCCAUAUCGUUACGGCGAAGCUCACCUUUCAGGAUGUACAUAUGACUUUAUUGUGAUCGGAGGUGGAACUGCUGGAAGUAUUGUUGCUAGUCGCCUUUCAGAAAAUCCGUGUGUCCGCGUUUUAUUGCUUGAAGCUGGUCCAAUGGAGAAACAUCCAUUAGCUUUUGUGCCAUUGGCGUCAGUAUUAACUUACGAAAGUUCUGUGUGGAAUUGGAAAUAUAAGUUGGAGCGAUACGGUAAUAGUUGUCUCGGUAUGGUCAAUCAAGAAUGCUGCUUACCAAAAGGCAAGGGUCUUGGCGGAUCAACACUUAUUAACGGGAUGCAGUACGUACGUGGAAAUAAAGCGAAUUUCGAUGGAUGGGGUCUCACUGGUUGGAGUUGGGAUGAUGUGUUGCCGUAUUUUAUGAAAUAUGAACGGAAUACCUUAGAUCCCGCGAGAGGAAAAUUCGACUCUUCCGUCCAUGGAGACAGUGGAAAAAUGAAUACGAUGUAUGUGAAUUAUCGCACAAAACUUAUGGAAGAUUUUUAUGAAGCAGGCAAAUAUGAAGGAUAUGCAUGGGAUUUCGAUUAUAACAAUGGAAGUCAAUUAGGUGUACAUUUUAUGCAAACUUCUACACGCAAUGGAAGUCGAGAAGAUACAGGAACGAGAUACAUUGAAGAUGUUCUUCCACGAUCCAAUUUAGUUUUGCGUGUCAACUCGCACGUGACGAAGAUAUUAUUUAAAGGAAAAAAAGCGACAGGAGUUUUGUAUGAAAGACAAGGACUUACUUACAAAGCAACGGCUACAAAAGAAGUAAUUUUAAGUGCUGGUGCAUACAACUCCCCGCAACUUUUGAUCUUGAGUGGCAUUGGACCGCAAGAAACUUUAAAAAAAUUUAACAUUCCUUCGGUAAAAUUUUUGCCAGUAGGUCAAAACUUGCAAGAUCAUUCUGUUAUCAUGGCUCCCAUUUACGUUUUAAACACCACCGGAAAUUCUAUGUUUAAUGACGAUCCAAAUGCGUUCAACGAUUAUUUGCAGAAUUUUAAUCAACCGAAUCCCUUACAUAUUGCCCAAGCAGCAGGCUUAUUUUUCGAUAAAAUGGAUGAUUCUCCAUAUCCUACUGGUGUUCCCGACGUUGAAGUACUUAUGUUUCCCGGAGGUGCGUACGGAGGUUUCCUGCGAGAUGCGUUUUGCUUUGAACCAAGUAUUUAUGAUAAAGCAUAUGCGGGAUUGUCAAACAAUAAAAAUGAUACAAUUUCUCUCUCUUCGAUGUUAGUUCAUCCAAAAACGCAGGGCUAUGUUACGAUUCGUGAUACAAAUCCUUUCUCAAAACCAAUCAUACAUAAUAACAUGCUCCAAGACCCAUACGACAGGAAAGCAAUGCUAUUUGGCAUUCGAAGAUCACAAAAUAUUAUCGAGUCCCCGGCCUUUGCAAAAUACAAUCCGCAACUCUAUCUAUAUGAUAUUCCGGCAUGUAAUGAUUUCGGAGCUAACAGUGACAAAUAUUGGCUCUGUGUCAUGGCUUACCUAGCAAUACCAGGUAGUCACGAUACGGGAACAUGUUGCAUGGGCGCCAAAAACGACAAAAAAACGGUCGUUACGCCAGAUCUGAAGGUUAAGGGUGUUCAAAAGUUGAGAGUUGCAGAUGCUUCGGUGAUUCCGCAUAUCAUUUCAGGUAAUACGGCAGCAGCUACUAUGAUGAUUGGUGAAAAGGCAGCAGAUCUCAUCAAGUUGGAGCAUGGAAUAUAA